This is a messenger RNA of Engraulis encrasicolus (European anchovy), 1726 nucleotides long. It is a transcript of the gene oaz1a, whose product is annotated as ornithine decarboxylase antizyme 1a. Gene Ontology annotation, biological process: positive regulation of protein catabolic process. Lineage: Eukaryota; Metazoa; Chordata; Actinopteri; Clupeiformes; Engraulidae. Gene Ontology annotation, cellular component: nucleus; cytoplasm. Gene Ontology annotation, molecular function: ornithine decarboxylase inhibitor activity. The record is from RefSeq and is a predicted model, not a curated record.
UGCUGGCAAAAGUGAGCGUCGUUAGAAAACAGUGUCAUUCGGUGGUGAAGCGAGAGAUCUGCGGGCUUGGACGCUGGCCCGGCCGGAUGGUUAAAUCCAACCUACAGACGAUACUGAAUAGCCAUUGUUUUGUGCGUGAAAAAGAAAGAAAUAUAUCCAAUAUGCCUAUCAUCGACCUGAAUAGUAAUAAACCCGAAAGUGAAAGUGUGCGUGGGUGCUCCCGGUCUUGCAGUAACCCGUGUCCGGGGCCUCUGUGGUGUUCCGAUGCCCCUCUCCCACCCCUGAAGAUCCCAGGUGGGCGAGGGGACGGCCAGAGGGAUCACAAUCUUACAGCUAAACUAUUCUAUUCUGACUCUCAACUGCUGGUAUUUGAGGAGCCUCCUCCUGCAAACGGCCGCGUGCGUUUCCUGCUGUUUGAGGCGCGCCGCGGCGAGGCCAAGCCAACGGCCUGGAGGGCAGCACUCAAGGGGGCCUGCCUCUAUGUGGAGAUCCCCCCUGGAGCACUGCCCGACGGCAGCAAGCACAGUCUGACGCUGCUGCUGGAGUUUGCUGAGGAGAAACUUCACGUGGAUCACAUCUUCAUCUGCUUCCACAAGAACAGAGACGACCGAGCUUCUUUGCUUCGGACGUUCAGUUUCCUGGGCUUUGAGAUUGUGCGACCAGGCCACCCCCUCGUCCCUUCCCGCCCUGAUGCUUUCUUCAUGGCUUACAGCAUCGAGAAAGACUCAUCUGACGACGAAUAAGCUCAUCCCACAUGACACAAACACAUUCAUGCACACACACACACACACACACACACACACACACACACACACACACACACACACACAGUCUUUCUCUCUCCCUUUCUCCCUCACUCACAUGCAUUCUCCACCAUUGUCCUCAGUGAAUUGACAUCAAUGUUAAAAAAAGAUUAAGAAAAAACAACUGAGCGUUAGACAUUUCCAGUGACUUUUGUUUGUUUAUUUUACGCCACCUCUUUUCGAGUCGUGCUGUAGAAAUGUGACAUUUGCACUUGUAUUUUUUUUUUUUUUCUGAUCUCCAUUCAUACUCUGCUUACACCUGCCACCGUUUGUACUCGUCGCUAUCCUUCCCUCCUUUCCUCUAACAGCGUGUCCCAGUGCGCUAGUAGGCCUUGGCCCCCCCCCGCCCUCCUCACACUCAAGGGCACUUGAAGGACAAACACACACACUCAGAAAGAGAAAGGGUGAGAGACGGGGUGGGGUAGAGGACAGUCUGACCGAUAUCCCCUUCCAUUUCUCCCCCUAUCAAGUGACCCGCUGGAAUGCCAGCCAUGUUGUUUCUGCUUCUUCGGUUACCUUAACGCAGGGUGAGCCGCGGAGGGGGGCCAAGUGCAGGCUGUGACCUGGAACAUAUCCCCCAGGAUAUUUUUUUGGGUUGUUUCUUUUUGUUUGGUUGGUUGUUUCUUUUUUUAAGUCAUUUUCUAGUUCCCUCCUCCAGUUCCCUCCAUGUUUCUGCAUAACCGAUCAUCUCUAGAGUGUAAUUUAUGAUUGAAGAUCUCCAUGCAUCAUUAAAAAAACAUUAUGUAAGUAGUUUGGUUUCUCAUGGCUAUACUUCAUGGUUGAUUUUAAUGUUUGUAUUGAAUUCUUUUCUUUUUUUUUAAACGUGUGCAUGAAUAUCUUGAGUUUUAGUUGUGAUUCUAUUGAAAACUGAAAUCUGCAUGUUGUACCAGUGCACCGAAUAAAAAAAGUGCUCAAACCGAUAA